AUGCAACAACCCUUUGAGCGACCGACUGCUGAACAGACCGAACGUGGGCCAGCCCUACGACAAAACGUCAGUGGGACACGUCGUGCAGCGCGAGGCGCACGCCGCCAGAACCCGUCGGCGACGCCCGCAAGUUCUAAUGGCCUAACAUGGCCGCCUCAUUUCUCAUCUCAAUCACAAAACCCUCCACGCCGUACUCGUAACACUGCUGGCUUAUCACAACAUCUUGAAUUCUCAGAACUCAUUACUUUCAACGAUCCAGUGGUCUACGUUGUGUCCCAAAUUUUGCGUGCCCGAACUACUCUUCUACUCGCCCCAGAUCAAAGUGAUGAGAUCAUGCGUACAGCACCUGCCAUCAUUUCGAUUAAUCAAACCUCUCAAUUUGUAGAUGACCAAGGAACCAUUAUUCAAACCGGAUAUCGCCGCGAGCAGAUGUUCACUCUAGACCACUACUUCGUUUACGCAUAUCGUCGAAUUAUGUACGGGUGGGUUAUCAACAACCCGCAAGAGCGGAUCUCUUUCGAGGCAGAGCUGGCACUGAACAGCAACCAUACGACCGUAGACUGGUCACAAUUUUGCCGGGAUAUCUGCAUCGGAUGGUGUCAAGACCACGCACCCGCGUUGGGCGGUAUCGACGCCAACUUUCAACCCUGUGAGUUAAUCAAUAAACAAAUUGGUGCUCCUAAUGAAAGUGCUGCAUUCUCAUCGUCAAAUCCAUCAUCGGUGAGACUCGAAAGUAGUGAUAAUGUUCAUUCGGUGAUAACAUUAACUAUCAGUAAUGAUGAUGAAAGUGAUGUGAUAUCAUCAACGCAUCCAACACCUGACAACAAUAAUAGUACACUUGGACGAACUCAGCAACAGAAUUCAUCUGAUUCUCUCAUAUUGCUAUCAACCGAUGGUACCUAA
Anisakis simplex (herring worm) is the source of this 903-nucleotide messenger RNA. Lineage: Eukaryota; Metazoa; Nematoda; Chromadorea; Rhabditida; Anisakidae. The record is from the annotation of a GenBank genome assembly.